Serpula lacrymans var. lacrymans S7.9 is the source of this 573-nucleotide messenger RNA. RefSeq lists its product as uncharacterized. Bases 1 to 573 code for a protein of 190 amino acids. Lineage: Eukaryota; Fungi; Basidiomycota; Agaricomycetes; Boletales; Serpulaceae. The transcript has 2 exons. The record is from RefSeq and is a predicted model, not a curated record.
AUGCAAUGUGUAGCCAGUGGCGACGCGAAAAUUUGCCGAAAUGCCGAAACACGGAAAGUACCGGAUGGAAAAGCAAAGGCACAUUUUGAUCAGGAAGAGGCCAAGCGCAGCGAGAAGGCAAAGGAGAGGGCAGCAAAGGAUGCACAGAAGGCCGUGGAUGAGGCCAUCCGUACUGCGCACAUUCACGAGGACACUGUGUCGAAGAAUUUUGAGAAGCCCCUGUCGUCCUACAAACGCAAGGACGACCUCAUCACAGUAGCUGGGGCCUUGCAACUGUCAACCACUGGGACGGUCAAGGAACUCCUCACUAGGAUCAAGACAUACCUGGAUGAGCAUGGGGAGCUGGCAGGCCAGCCUCGCUUUGCUGGAUUAUUUGGCCAUCGCGCCCCAAACAUGUCUUCCUCUGCAAGUGGGUCUGGCUCUUCUUCUGCCAUCUCUUUGCCUUCACCCCACUCUCCCGCUUUCCCCUCAGCACAAUCGGUGGUGUACCCGCAUGCAUACACCCCCCAGCUCCUCCCCCAAAUUACUCAGCAAUACUCCUCCUCAUACAUGUCCUCCCAUGUGCCCCCCUGA